AUGCGCUUCAGGGAAAAACAUAGAUCCAAGUUUGGUAGAGGUUAUGUGGGGGUAGACCUAGUUCACAUUGCUCGAGAAAGAUCGGAUUCUUGCAACAUUUCUAUCCUCCAUGGGUACAGGGUUGGGUUAUUUUUGGAACGUGGGAAAGCACAGGCCAGAAAGAAAAAGGGUCAACAGUUGAAAGGGAGGGCGUUUAAGAGGAUUAUGACGUGA
This is a messenger RNA of Morchella sextelata, 213 nucleotides long. RefSeq lists its product as uncharacterized. The record is from RefSeq and is a predicted model, not a curated record. The coding region runs from base 1 to 213 and encodes 70 amino acids. The transcript is spliced from 6 exons. NCBI's taxonomy places the organism in Eukaryota, Fungi, Ascomycota, Pezizomycetes, Pezizales, Morchellaceae.